Messenger RNA from Uncinocarpus reesii 1704, 168 nucleotides. RefSeq lists its product as uncharacterized. The annotation marks the transcript as partial. The record is from RefSeq and is a predicted model, not a curated record. Lineage: Eukaryota; Fungi; Ascomycota; Eurotiomycetes; Onygenales; Onygenaceae. The transcript has a single exon.
CCCAGGACCUUAAUCUCUAUCCCAAUUGCUGCCGAGCUUCAAUCAAGAGCAGGAACAACAACAUUUGUUGCGUUCUCUGGUGGAAUCCUGAUCCUGGCCCUCAUCUCCAUUGUGAUCUCGAGAUGGGCCUGCCUUGGAUAUAGGUGGAGAGGACGAGCAAAAGUAUGA